This is a messenger RNA of Cydia pomonella (codling moth), 1478 nucleotides long. It is a transcript of the gene icln, whose product is annotated as methylosome subunit pICln-like. The transcript is spliced from 6 exons. Lineage: Eukaryota; Metazoa; Arthropoda; Insecta; Lepidoptera; Tortricidae. Gene Ontology annotation, cellular component: spliceosomal complex; cytosol. The record is from RefSeq and is a predicted model, not a curated record. The coding region runs from base 191 to 814 and encodes 207 amino acids. Gene Ontology annotation, biological process: mRNA cis splicing, via spliceosome.
GAAAACAUCCUUACAUUAACAAAAACUAUUGAUGCAAAACGUGAAUUGCUGAGAGAAAAACGUGUUCCCACGAAUUUGUGAAAGUUUAACACGCUUUUCUGUUGUUCAUUACCUUUUAAACCUAUUUGCCUUAUAAGUUGUUCAUUUUACCUUACUGAUAUAUCAGUCAGUGUGGUCAAAAUAGUUGAAAAUGGUUGUUGUUUCCUCCACCUUUUCGGCUCCCGUUGAUGGUGUACUGUCUCAAACUCCGGGCACAAAACUCCUGGUAGAUGGCCAAGAACUAGGGACUGCUACAUUAUACAUCACAGAAAACAAUGUAGUGUGGGGCGGCGGCGUCGGCGCCAACGGCGGAGCCUCAGCCACCAUUUCUCUGCUCUACCCAAAUAUCUCACUGCACGCCAUACAGCGGGAGCCUGUGCCUGCACUGUUUGUGGUACUCGGACAUGAACUUAGGCUUCCUGAGCUAAACCAGGCAGCGGGCGAUGCCAAUGAAGAUGAUGAUGAUGAAGAGUUUGAUGCUGAUGACCCACCCUCCACAAAUCUGCUGUUCGUCCCUCAAAACGAGUCAGACCUUCAGCCGAUGUACCAGGCCAUGAUUCAAGGACAGACCCUACACCCAGACCCGGAGGAUGAGCUCGACGAGGACCCUUAUAUGGACGGCGAGGAGUUUGAUGAAGGAGACGAGGAGUUCGAAGACGCCGAGGAAAGCAACGCGAGCCCCGAGGAUGCUGCAGCGCGCCUGCGGACCCUCCGCCUCGAGCACGCCAACGGGACACAUGCAGAUGAGGCAGAAGACGAAAUAGCAGACGAGUGAACCUGAGAAGGUUAUUAGUUUUUGUAAUUUUUCAAUAUAAUGUUAGCAAUGAUGUAGGUGCCAGUAACUAACGAUUAUUCUUAAUGCAGUUGUUCAUUAGGCGGGUCCACACAGCGAGCAUACGCGCGAGGCAAUUUCCUCGCACUAAACGGGCAGUGUUGGCCGUUUUGUGCGCGAGGAAAAUGCCUCGCUGGUAUGCUCGCUCUGUGUGGACCCGCCUAUUAUCUGGAAAAACAUGAAAACAUUUUCAAAUAUCACUCUAAAUUUGAAUCCAUUCGGAUCUUUAAAAAAUUUAAUUUUAACGCGUAUACAACCAGCGCGCUAUCAGCAUAGCGGAUAACGUGGUUUAUCCGCUUUGUAGCGAAAAACGCCUACGUACAAAGAACCCGCCUAGCGUGUUGCUGGCAGAAUGUGUUAAACAUGUCAAUAGGUCACUCGGCCAGUGAGGUACAUUUGUAUGUAUGGAAUUAUAAAUAAAUAAAAAGUCAUUUACUGUCGCAAAGAAAAAAAAAGGUACAUACAGCAACGAAUAAGCAAACAAGCAAAAUAUGGACAAUAGGGUGUAAGUCCAAUAGGAUUGUUGACUGUAUUACAUUACACAAUAUAUAUAUAUAUAUAUUACAUCGUGCAUGGUUAGCACAGAACUAAUUGAUAAAAAAAAGGA